This is a messenger RNA of Stereum hirsutum FP-91666 SS1, 1201 nucleotides long. Its product is annotated as pali-domain-containing protein. The record is from RefSeq and is a predicted model, not a curated record. NCBI's taxonomy places the organism in Eukaryota, Fungi, Basidiomycota, Agaricomycetes, Russulales, Stereaceae. Gene Ontology annotation, cellular component: growing cell tip; cell division site; plasma membrane. The transcript has 3 exons. Bases 35 to 733 code for a protein of 232 amino acids.
CCCUCACCUUCCACCUGCACGAGAAUUUCACGACAUGGCUAGGACAGGAGCGUGCCACCACUUUGCGACCUUCUUACUCUUUGCGGCAUGUAUAUUGUUGUUAAUAACGUCAAUAUCUGCACCGGUCGUAAACAAUAUUGCGUUGAUGAAAGUCAACCUUUCCAACUCGUCCACCAUCUCCUUUGGGACGUUCGGCUACUGUAUCCUCAAUUCGGGAUCAGACGAUGUUUGCACAGGCAGCCACGUUGGCUACUCGCCAGCGGACGUCAUGUCCACAGCUGACGGAACGGGCUUCAACACCGCUGCUGCAGACAGUGCUAAUGCUCUCACGAAUGUCAUGAUCCUCCACCCUAUCGCCUGUGGCCUCGCCUUCAUCGCCUUCCUCCUCGCUCUUGGCGCAGGAGUCAUCGGCUCAGUCUUCGCGAGCAUCUUUGCCUUCAUCGCAUGGGUUGUCACUCUCGUGGUCAUGGCCAUCGACUUUGCUCUGUUCGGAAUCAUUAAAGACCACGUUAACGACGACGGUUCAGGCAGCCACGCCUUCUACAGUGUCGCAAUGUGGACCUGUCUCGCCGCCAUGGUCGCCCUCUUCCUCGGCAUGUUCUUGGUCCUCUUCACAUGCUGCAGCGCGCGGAGAAAUCGUCGCAUGUCCAAGACCGCGGAUCCCGUUUACGGUAACGGGGCCGGCGCUACGACCACCCGUCGUCGUUUCUGGCAGAGGAGGACACGCUACUAAACGGAUCGACUUGGCUCUUGUUCUGCAUGAGCGAGUUGUUUUUCGGGGGUAGAGCGUGUGGGAGUGGUGAAAUUUUUCUGGGUUCUUUUCGCUGGGUGUGAUGGGAGUUGAGAUGGUGUUCAAAAAAUACUCACUUCCAUUCGAACGCUACGGACUUUUCAUGAUAUUUUAAUGACUCGGAUGCCCUUGACUGUUUUCUUCGUGUAGCUUACCUACCUCUAUGCACCCUGCUCCGGACUCGACUUUCUUCGCCUUCGCCAUCGUUUGUUUAUUAUCGCGCUCAGUGCUCAGUACUCAGUGCUCCCCCGCCCUCCUCAUCCACCCCUUUUUGCUGUGUUAUCCUACUACCAGCACCCCUUUAUACCAGGAUACUGUCGUCUCCGAUUGUAUACUUACCAGUACCUUAUGGGUUGCCUUUCCGGGUACGACUGUAUGAUAUGUAAUGAUUGCUUGACCGUUUCUUGCCAG